AUGGCGCCACCGGAACCACCAACCACGAUCACACUCAAGGUCAAGGUCCCGCCAGGCUACAGCACGGAUGGCAACGAUGAAUUCCCGCUUGGAUCUCUCGCAGCCAACACCACGAUCGGAGCAGUGAGGCAGCAGAUUCAGACUACAAUACCAUCUCAUCCGACACCGGAGCAGCAAAGGAUCCUAUAUGGAGGUAGGGCGUUAGUGGAUAACGAGCAAACCCUCGCAGAUGCGCUGAACACAAAGCGCGAUCCCACGCAGACAGAGUAUGUGGUUCACUUGCUUGUCAGGAACGAUGCGCAGAAUGGAGAUGGUCAGGGCCAUAGAAGGGCCGUGAGCACACCUCCUGCCCCUGGUAUGCAACAGCCACAGCAACCUGGUCAGCAGAUGCCGAUGCCUGGACAACACGUGCAUCCAAACGUCCUCCACCAGCAAGCACUUGCUAGGCAAAUGGCGAUGCAGCAGCAGCAGAUGUUACAUCAGCAUAUGGCACAUGGACAGGUAAUGCAGCCAGGUAUGCCACCGAUGCAGUUUCCUGGUAUGCAGGUGCCGAUGCCGCCUGGAUUCGGUCAAGCAGUGGCGCAAGGACAGCAGCAGAGAGCAUCGAUGGGUAUGCAGGGAGUUGGUCCACAGCUGAUGCCUACACAACAGCCACAGCAGGGUGGUGAUGGUCAGCAUGACCGCCCGUCUACAGACAACUUUGCUCAAGCUCAAGAUCAGCAAGAACCGGCCGCAGGCUCUAGCCCCCAGCACAAUCCUGCUAUCCAUGGGCAACCCCAUCACCACCACCAUCAUCAUCACGGACGGCCCGUGAGCGGACAGGGCUUCCACUUUCAGGGUGUCGGACCAAAUGGUCAGCAGAUCCAGAUUCAUCAGCAAACUCUGCAAUUUCCUGGCCAACCAUUUCCACCUGGCCAGCCGAAUGGCAUGCCCCUCUUUCCACAUCUCUUUCCGCCUCAAGCGCAGCAGCAACAGGCAAAUAUGCCACCACCAGGACCAUCUGCAUUGGAGCGUGCUAGAAGCAACUUGACAGAGAUGAGAACGAUGCUAGAGCAAAUCCGAGACACCAUUAGAAAUGGCGAGCAUACUGAGGAGUCAUUGCGAACGCAGACUGCACGGGUGGAGGAGUUGGAAGCGAGGGUGCGGGAGGUUAGAGAGUAUGUUGAUCCCUUUGGCGUUGCUGGAAACGCAAAUAUGAGAGCCGGGCUUUUCGCAAACGCUGGUGUCAACGCCUCAAGUUUGUUCGGUGACGCUGGUAGACGGUCUGCUCCACCUCAGCAGCAAGCGACAACGCCUGGAGGUGGCAGCUUAUUCGAUAGUGGGCAGGCUGCUUUUGCAAAUGCCAAUGGACAGCAAGGGGCAGGCGCUAGAAGUGCGCUACCUGCGCCAGGAAGCCUCUUCGGUAGCAAUGCAAACGCUCAGACAAGUCUGUUCGGUGGUGUGCCAGGCGGUCCGCUCUUUGGCCGCCAGCCGAUGAAUGGCCAGCCACAUAAUCAACGCUCAUUAUAUGAGGGCGCAGUCGGGCAGGCAGCCCCUUCUGGGCCGGACGACACAACAUGCUACCUCCUUUCUGGCCCGCAGGGACCGCAGGCAUUACUAUUCACACCGCAGCAUGGCACCUACACGGGCAGGAUGCCAGCUGGAUUGCGACCGACACCCACUGUCAUGCCGUUGCAGCAACAACACUUGUUCCCUAAUGCCACGACUCUUCAGCACGGACCAACUGGACAGCUGCAACAACCGGCUGCCAACAACGCUGUCCCAGCGCAGCCACCUGCCGCUCAGCCCAAUGGUCAAGCCGUCGCAAACGCCGACCCAGCCGCAAAUCCAGCACAAGCGCAAGCAGCAGCGCAACCAAAUGCCCUCGGUCCGCUGGAACCACUUCUCAAUCACAUGUGGCUUCUCUUCCGCCUCUUGAUCUUCGCAUACUUCAUCAUGGGUUCUAAUCUUGGGUGGCGACGUCCUCUGGCACUGGUCAUGAUUGGAUUAGGCUUCUGGAUGGUGAGGGCUGGGAUGCUGGGUGAUGGUGGUGUGGCGAGAAGAUGGUGGGAUGGGGUUGUGGGUGGGAAUGCGGGCGCACCUGCUGCGCAAGCGCAAGGACGGGGUGGUGAUCAGGCUGAUGGGCAAGGAGCAGCAGCGCAGGGUCCAGCAGGAGCAAUGCCAACACCGCAGCAAGUCGCCCAACGCCUGCUAGACGAACGCAAUCAGGCUCAGAACGCUCGCGUCCACCGCUUGCGGGAGUACAUCCGGCCGGUCGAACGGGCCGUAGCACUGUUCGUAGCAAGUCUUUGGCCUGGAGUCGGCGAAGCGCAUGUUCGGGCUCGUGAGGAAGAGGAGCGGAGACGAAGGGAUGAGGCAGAAGUGGCGGAGAGGAGGAGGCAGGAGGAUGAGAAGAAGGCUGCUGAGGAGAGGGAGAUGGAGAGUGAGGAGCAGAAGGGUAGGGAAAAGGAGAGGGAGAUGGAGAGGAAGAAGGAGAGCGAUCACGAUGACCAUGAGGAGAGGCAGGGGGAAGCGAAGGAUGGUGGUGAGGGCCCGUCUACUGGAGCUUCCAACCCGCAACAGGUCAAGGAGCAGAUCGUGGACUGGGAGUAG
Messenger RNA from Recurvomyces mirabilis, 2592 nucleotides. RefSeq lists its product as uncharacterized. Gene Ontology annotation, biological process: RNA export from nucleus; telomere tethering at nuclear periphery; protein import into nucleus. NCBI's taxonomy places the organism in Eukaryota, Fungi, Ascomycota, Dothideomycetes, Mycosphaerellales, Teratosphaeriaceae. Bases 1 to 2592 code for a protein of 863 amino acids. The record is from RefSeq and is a predicted model, not a curated record. Gene Ontology annotation, molecular function: protein binding; structural constituent of nuclear pore; RNA binding. The transcript has a single exon. Gene Ontology annotation, cellular component: nuclear pore cytoplasmic filaments; nuclear pore.